AAUAUGAUAUAUCUUGAAAAAAGAAUCAGAUUCUCAAAAGGAAAAAAAAAGGAGAAGAAAUGAAAUUUAACAUUUCGGUGAGGAAAACAAAGUUGGUUCGGAUAGAAAUAAAAGAGAAAAAUGGAAACUUUAAACUUACAAAAGAAAAAAAAAAGCUUUGGCCCUUUAACUCCACCGAUAUAUAAAAAAACGAAAAGGAAAGCUUCCUUUACCUCUGCCGGUAAAAAAAUGGAAAGUUUUACCGCGGGCACUGUAUAAAUAGACAACGUGGGGUGAGAAAGCUCCAUAUCUCAAACUCACUCCCCACAAACAUCUCUUUCAAAGUUUCUGUCCUAAACAACAAUGUCGACACAUCUCUCCCAAGAUCCCGGAACUGAAUCUCGGACUCGGUUUCUGAAUUUCAUGCGCGACUACCACACCGCCUCCGCUGCGCUGUCAGGUAUCGCCGACCUCAUCGGGAAAUAUGCGGAGGAGAAUCGCGAUUACGCCAAGAGAUUUCUCGAACAGGAUUUGCACGGCGACGAAACGUUCCUCGACGGGCUGAGGAUUUUGACAGAACGCGGCAGAGAUAUCACUGGGAAGUUGAACAACUGUCGGAACGACCUCGUCAGGAUUUACAUGGAGGCGGCAAAGAUGACGACUGGUUCUGUCAAAUCGUGGGUUUCUUACGCAGUGUCGAAGUUUCUGGAUCGGAAGAAGCAUUCCGAUCUGAAACAGGAAAGAGAGACAAUGACAAUGGUGAAGGGAGAUUUGCUAAAAGCAGUGGAGUACGUCAUCCAUCUCACCGUUAUGGUUGCGCAAUCUCAAUCGCAGGCGGAACGAAUGAAACAACUGAUGACGAAGGCCUUGCUGGAGCAUAUGAAGGAACGGUUUAACAAGGCCUUUCAGGAACUUACGAAGGAACAGAUUACCAAGGCCUUGCCGGAAUGAGUACCAUCUCUUACCAAA
Messenger RNA from Tarenaya hassleriana, 948 nucleotides. RefSeq lists its product as uncharacterized. The transcript has 2 exons. The record is from RefSeq and is a predicted model, not a curated record. NCBI's taxonomy places the organism in Eukaryota, Viridiplantae, Streptophyta, Magnoliopsida, Brassicales, Cleomaceae. Bases 343 to 930 code for a protein of 195 amino acids.